Molecule: messenger RNA, 1425 nt
Organism: Malassezia globosa CBS 7966
Lineage: Eukaryota; Fungi; Basidiomycota; Malasseziomycetes; Malasseziales; Malasseziaceae
Exons: 1
Coding region: 1-1425 (474 amino acids)
Biological process (GO): fungal-type cell wall beta-glucan biosynthetic process
Cellular component (GO): mating projection tip
Source: RefSeq, a predicted model, not a curated record
AUGAGUGGAUUUCAUUCUACGUCAGCUCUCACGCAAAGUGCGGACGACAGUCAGACCUCCUUGCCAAUUUUUUCGACGAAUAUCCGGCGUGGCGGCUCCGUCGUUCGCGCGUGGGAUCGCCUGAAACACUUUUGUGAUGAAAACUAUGAAGAACUUCGCGAUACUCUCAAUUGGCCUGCGACUCAGGAACAGCUUGCAAUGCUUCAACAUGGGAUUCGACAAACUCUUCCACAGGCCGUUUGUGAGUGGCUUCUUUGCUGCGAUGGACAGGAAGUCGAGUCUCUUGCAACGUGCAAAGAUGGCCUGUUUUUUGGUUUACCGUUUCUUGGCACUGAUGAUAUUUUGCGUGAAUGGCAGUUUUGGCGUCACGUUGACAAGGAUGCAGAAACAGGUGACAACCCACAACUUCGUCGGCACAUGAGAUCUUGCCCACCAGGGCGCGUACGCCAAGAGUAUUCGCAUCCAGGCUGGAUUCCCCUCGUCGCAGAUGGCAUGGGGAAUUACCUGGGUGUGGAUUUGUCGCCUGAUCCGCGCGGCGAUGGCAAGCCAGGCCAAGUGAUCUUGUUUGGCCGUGAUUUUGAUACCAAAAUGGUGUUGUACGGCUGUGAUGGACCAGAAGGCUGGGCCAACUUUCUCUCUUUGUUUGUGGAUGAGUUGGAAAAAGGCACCUCGUUCGUGUUGGGCGAUUCGAAUCAAGAAGACUCCAUGGAAGAUGAUAUUGGCUACGAAUCAUACUUUACCGGCUCCGGCGAAAGAGCUGGCGAAGGCACAAUCCGGUUCCGGCUCGCAGGCAAAUACGCUCGAUGGCCCGUUCUCGAUAGCUGGUUCGACAAGUCUGCACUGGCCUGGGAAGUCGCAGGGUUUUCGCUACCAGCGCAUAAUGAGGCUCAUCAGAACCUUGCUGAUGAUAUCCCCGAUAUUUCCACUUCCUCAUCCACACACGACCCACUUGAUCCGUUACAAAAGACGCCCAAUCGCUCGCGCAAAUCGUCUGCAAAUAAUUCGCCAGCGCUGCCGAGAGAUAUGUCAUGGCCCGAUGGCAUUGGCAGCGGCUACAUGAACUCUUCCUCGCCAGUGAAACGGCGCGUGUUGCCGAAGCCCAGUCCAUUGACAGACUUACCCACCAUUGAAGACGUGCGCGCAAUCCAGGCGACGGAACUCGUUCAGCAUGCGCAUAAUCCGACGACUUUCAAUGGUCUUCGAGGCAAGUCGAAACGGAACUCUGCCUACAUAAACAUGUCGGUCCCGUCCACUACCGUCACAAUUGGUGAGAAUGUUGAAAUGUCUAUGCGACCGACGACUGGGCAAUCCACGGCCGAAGAAGACGUGGUUCCCUCGUCCACAAUCGACAUGUCCGGUGAUGUGUCUCAGUGGAAGCGUUCCAAUGCUCUUAAAAGCACAUCAAAACUCUUGGAUGCAUCGUAA